This is a messenger RNA of Penicillium macrosclerotiorum, 897 nucleotides long. Its product is annotated as SDR family NAD(P)-dependent oxidoreductase. The transcript has 2 exons. Bases 1 to 897 code for a protein of 298 amino acids. The record is from RefSeq and is a predicted model, not a curated record. Gene Ontology annotation, molecular function: oxidoreductase activity, acting on the CH-OH group of donors, NAD or NADP as acceptor. NCBI's taxonomy places the organism in Eukaryota, Fungi, Ascomycota, Eurotiomycetes, Eurotiales, Aspergillaceae.
AUGGCCAACUCAACCCGCAUUUUGGAGGGCAAAUUCGGCAUCGUUACUGGUGGAUCGCGGGGAAUCGGUGAGGCCAUUGCCCGCAACCUCGCUGAAAAAGGAUGCCACUUGCUGCUCAACUACACCUCCGAGUCCUCACGCGGCCCCACCGACGAGCUGUGUGCCUCCCUCGCUUCCGCGCAUAACAUCCGCUGUGAGAAAGUCCAGGCCGACUUGAGCAAGCCUGAGGAGGCCCUCAAGGCCAUCCUAGAUGCCGCCAAGGAGAAGUUCAGCUCCAAUGGCAAACUACAGAUCGAUAUCCUCGUCAACAAUGCCGGUGUUGCCGGCGACUGUAAUCUAAACGACCCCGUCCGAGGUCCGAUUUCGGCUGACCAGUUCAACUGGAUCUAUACGAUUAAUGUCCUCGCUCCUCUACUCCUCACCCAGGCCGUUGCACCUUUCCUCCCGACCGACCGCAGCGGCCGCAUCGUGAAUAUCUCCAGCAUCUCCUCCCAGCUGGGUUUCGUCGGCCAGUCGAUCUAUGGCGGCACCAAGGCGGCUCUCGAGUCGAUGACGCGAACCUGGGCGCGAGAGCUGGCGGACCGUGCCACCGUCAACGCGGUGAACCCGGGGCCUGUCGUGGGCGACAUGUACUUCAAUGCCGGUGAGGACUUCUGGCGCGACAUCCAGGGAUUCCAAGAUAACGCCCCGGGGAGCAAGUUGGAUGUUACAGACCAGGAGACCAUGGAUCGGUUGACGGACGCGCAAAAGGUCGCUAUUCAGGAGAAAAUGGGAGGUCGGAGACCGGCGUUUACCAGCGAGGUUGCCGGUGUGGUCGGAAUGCUGACCACGCCAGAUGCGCAGUGGUGCACUGGCAGCCUGGUUUGUGCCAAUGGUGGCAUGAAAAUGGUAAUGUAA